GGCGCGGGCACGCGGGCUUGGUACGGCGAGGGCAGAGGGACAGAAGAGGCGGGGCGGCGAUGUGGCGCCGGGCGCGGCCUGCGCCGGGCGGAAGGAAGCGGGAAGCGCCGGGCUCCAGGGCGCCUUUCCCCGCAGGAGCCCGAUGCCGCGGAGGAAGGCGGUGCCGGCGCUGCGCGGCCUCUGCCUGCGGAGCCUGGCCGGGCACAUGCAGAGCGUGUGGGUGAGGGACUACAGCGACCGCUACCUCGACGAGUACCAGUUCCGCUAUGUCAUGGGGCCCUUCAACGACCUGGCCGGCGGCUUGGUGCAGGAGCUCAUCGGGCUGCUGGGCGAGAGCCGGCGCCUGACGCGGGCGGCGCUCCACCUGCUCCUGGUGCCUCACCUGCAGGAGCUGAGCCUGCGCCCCUGCCCCGGCCUCGUCAGCAACGCCAUCGGCCAGCUCGUCGCCGUGCGCUGCAAGAGCCUGAGCUCUCUGGACCUGCACGGCUGCAGCCGGGUGUCGGCGGACGUGCUGGUGGACGUGCUGGAGGGACUGCCGCUGCUCUGCAAGCUGGGGCUGGCUGAGACGCAGGCCAACGUGCAGGUGCUCUCGGCCGUGGGCUCCUGCUGCCGGCGCCUGCGGGAGCUGGACGUGUCCCACUGCAAGAAGGUGUCCCCGCGCGCGCUGCUGCACCUGGCCUACGACCCGCUGGCGGGCGCCCUGUGCUGCCCCGCGCUCCGCGUCCUCCUGGCCCGCGGCCUCGAGGCGCCGGGGGGCUGCGACAUGGCCGCAGCUCUGGCCUUCGUGCUGCUGGCCCUGCCGCGCCUGGAGUUCCUGGCCCACAGCGCCGUGCCGGACGCCCUGCACCUCAUCCACACGCAGCAGCUCGGCGGCGCGGAGGCCGCCCCGGGCUUCCCCUCGCUGGAGGAGCUGGCGCGGCGGCGGCAAGGGCCCGCCGACCGGCCCUGGCUCACGCUGCCGCUGCGGCGGGUGGAGGAGGUGGGCGAGCCCUUCCUCACCGCGCUCUGCGCCGUGUGCCCGGACGUCGAGGAGGUCAACGCGUGGCUGGGCGACGCCGGCCCCGACGCCGGCUGGGACGGGCUGCGCUGGAGCCGCCUGGCACACCUCAGCCUCGCCUGUGCGGGGCAGCGGGGCUGGGCGCUGGGCCGGGCGCUGCCGCUGGUGCGGAGCCUGGGCCCGCGGCUGCACACCCUCGCCCUCCACGGCUUCUGCUACGAGGACGAGCUCUCCCUCGCCGAGCUGCUCGGCUGCUGCCCCUGCCUGCGGGCCUUCAGCACCGACCUGCACCCGCCGCCCGGGCCGCCGGGCGCCGGCCCCGCCGGGGACCCCCCCGGGGAGCCGCUCCGCUGGGACGCCGACCUGCUCCCCUGCGCCUUCCCCCAGCUCACGCGCUUCUCCCUGGCCCUGGCCGGCGCCUCCAGCCCCUUCCCGGCGCAGCACGGCCUGGUGCUGCGGGCCACGCUGGCCUCGCUGCUGUGCCGCUCGCCGCGCCUGCAGAGCCUGCGCCUGCUCUGCGUGCCCUUCCCGCUGGACGCCGUGUUCGAGGCGGUGCUGGCGGCCCCCGGGCCCCCCCUGCUCGAGCUGCGGGAGCUCUCGCUGGCCGAGAGCCAGGUGUCCAGCCAGACCGUGUGGCUGCUGCUGGCCACCGACGGCCACCUGCGCUCCCUGGACCUGUCCCGCUGCCGGGACAUCCACCGCCGGGACUACGACUGCUUCCUGCAGGCCGUGCGGAAGCAGCGGCUGGACCUGGACAUCACCUGGGAAUAGCCGCGCGUCGCCACGCUGCCACAGAGUCCGGGCUGGCUGCACAGAACGGUUUAAUAAAGGAGUUUGCACUG
Molecule: messenger RNA, 1839 nt
Organism: Dromaius novaehollandiae (emu)
Lineage: Eukaryota; Metazoa; Chordata; Aves; Casuariiformes; Dromaiidae
Exons: 3
Coding region: 143-1768 (541 amino acids)
Biological process (GO): SCF-dependent proteasomal ubiquitin-dependent protein catabolic process
Cellular component (GO): SCF ubiquitin ligase complex
Source: RefSeq, a predicted model, not a curated record